Messenger RNA from Solanum verrucosum, 899 nucleotides. RefSeq lists its product as uncharacterized. Gene Ontology annotation, biological process: tRNA wobble uridine modification; protein histidyl modification to diphthamide. The transcript is spliced from 3 exons. NCBI's taxonomy places the organism in Eukaryota, Viridiplantae, Streptophyta, Magnoliopsida, Solanales, Solanaceae. The record is from RefSeq and is a predicted model, not a curated record. Bases 16 to 738 code for a protein of 240 amino acids. Gene Ontology annotation, molecular function: metal ion binding. Gene Ontology annotation, cellular component: cytosol; nucleus.
UAAUAUUUGGUGAGGAUGGGAACCAUGUUGGUGAUGCUAAUUUUGAUGUCGAUGUCGAUGAUGAUUAUGAUGGACAAUGUGUAUGCUGGAGAUACGAAUUCUGUUUUUGAUCCUUGUUCGGACACAAGAGUUCAGAGAUGGGAUGGUUUCACAUUUGGCCUUGUGUUUUCAUCAAAGGAAUCAUUUUUCUUCAAUGAAUCACAGCUCUCUCCAUGUGAUCGUCGCCUCUCCCUUACUGGAAAUUCUGCUGAACUCGCUGUUUUUAGGCCUAAAGUCGAUGAGAUUUCACUCCUUACAAUCAAUAACAGCAACUUCAAUCCUAGCAAAUCUGGUGGUUAUAUGGUUGCCUUUGCUGGACGCAAGUAUGCUGCUCGAUCAUUGCCUGCUUUUGUGGCAGACGGUACUCACACCGUUACAAGCUUCACUCUGGUACUUGAAUUUCAAAAGGGCACCCUCCAGAACUUGUUUUGGAAGAAAUUUGGGUGCGAUUCGUGCAAAGGAGAUUCUUUUGUUUGCCUCAAUAAAACUGAUUGUGCAGUCCCCAAUAAUAAGUGCAAUGGCAAUGGCGGAUCCAUUGACUGCAACGUGAGCAUACAAUUGGCCUUUUCAGGAACAGAUAAGAAUGAAAAUGUGCUGAACUCGUGGUACGAGGUUAAAAACCUCAGACAAUACUCCCUCUACGGUUUGUUUCAAGGUGUUAGUGAUUCUCUCACGAGUCCUUUUAAGAACCUUUUUUAGGACCAUAUAACGAGUUGUUGUUUGUAUAAUGUAUAAUGACCAUAAGAUUUCUGUUGUGCUUGUCCACGUAACUAGAAUAUAUAUCUCCUUUGUCCGUUGAAUAACUUGGUGAUUACUACAUAGAAUCCAGCCUGUUUUUGCUUGUACAGAUCUUCUCUCAA